Messenger RNA from Anolis sagrei ordinatus, 1223 nucleotides. The record is from RefSeq and is a predicted model, not a curated record. NCBI's taxonomy places the organism in Eukaryota, Metazoa, Chordata, Lepidosauria, Squamata, Anolidae.
GGGUUCAGAAGCAAAGAGAAAGUGGGCUGUGUUUCUCCCAAGGGCUGCCUUUGACACAAGAGACUGCCACACACAACACUAUGCCCUUCGCUGCCAUACUCUCUGUGUUGGCUUUGGUAUUGCCACUGCAAGGGGCUUUUCAAGAGACCCACAAGGAAAUUGUAACAGUCGUGGAGGGUGAUACGCUAGACCUGGACUGUAGAGUUGCUGCGGCUCCCUCUGGGCAUCACAGACCGACUCUGGAGUGGAAAAACCCAAAGGGCUAUGUGAUUUUUUUAAACAAACACCGAGGUCUAAGAGACCAGAGGUAUAAACUUGCCCAUUAUUCAGUAGAUGCUCUAUCCAUUACUCUGUCCAACGUAACAAUGCAAGACGAAGGGCUCUACACAUGUUUCUACUACAGUGAUAAAAUCCAAAGAAAGGAUGUGAGUGUCAUUGUCAUAGCUGCUCCUUCUCAACCUCUUUUGGAAGCAUUAAGAACCAGGAGUCACAACGAAGAAGAAAAAAUUAUAUUGAAAUGCUCCACCUGGGGAAGUAAACCUCCUCCUCGGGUUACAUGGAUGCUGGACAACGGGGUGGAACUCUUUGGUGACUCGGAACACCAACGGGAUGCCAAGAAAUACAAUUCAACCAGCAUCCUCACAGUCCGUAAAUACACCCGGACGUCUUUCUUUACUUGUAUUAUUCACCAUGAAGCUCUUGAAGGAGGAAACUUAACAGCAACAUUAUACCUCAAACCUUUCACAUCAGACAAAAUAUUCAAUGCCACCGAAGGGAACUCUACAAUGCCAACAAUGUCCACAAUGAUAGAAGCAUCUACCUUGAGUUUUAAUUCUACCAUCUAUAAUGGAACAAACCUCACUUACAAAGGCAUCGUGGGAAAGGAGCCAAGCGUUUUGCUCCCGGCCCUUGUGACCAUUCUGCUUGUUGUUCUGUCCAUCGUAGUCCUUCUGUUUGUCGUGAAGCUGUGGAAAGCCCACAGAGAAUGGAAGAAAGGAAACGAUGUUUCAGAACAGACCCUGGAAAGUAACAGAUCGAGACCAAAUGAAGAUAACCAUGGUCAAGAAAAAAAUUGGAAGGUAGUGCCUUGGAAGACAAGUAAGAAAUAUGUCAUCCGAAGCUCCUGCAUGAGGGCAUCAAAGAAUUCAGAAGGAAGUCAAGAGUCAUCUGUCUUUGAGAAACACCUGCCUUACAUUAUUAGAGAAACCGAUAUCUAAUCCCUC